GCUGUCACGGGUACCCGAAAUGACCCGGAACCGCGGAACAAUUCAUUCGGGUCGGGUACGGUUCCGUUUUUCCGGAAUUCGGUUCGGUUCCGAUUUGUAAAAUAGAAUAGGUAAAAAAACAAAAAUGGCGUCUAAAACGAAAUCGUCAGUGUGGAAAUAUUUCGACUUUUUACGUACUGAUGGAGAAACGGACAAAACAAUUACAGUGUGUAGCAUAUGCAGUACACAAAUCAAAUAUGCGACAGGUACCACAUCAUCGAUGUCAAAACAUUUGGACAGGAAACACGGUAUCAAAAGCGAAAGCACCAAGGAAAGUGUGUCAAAUAAACAUGACAAAGAUGUAAAAUCACAGUCAGGAAAGUGCCCAGUAAAUACGGAAUCCUUGACCGGGUUGACUCCUAGAACAGGACAAUUAAGACUACAGGAAGCAUUCGCUCUUAAAACUAAACUGACUCGAACUUCAGCAAGACACACAAGCAUUACCAGGGCAAUAGGCAUUUUCAUUGCUAAAGAUAUGCGUCCAUUUUCCGUCUUGGAAAACCCUGGUUUUGUGAAACUUGUGCACGAGCUUGAACCAAGGUAUGACAUACCAUGUAGGACUCACUUCUCUGAAAAAGUUAUUCCCAAACUAUACGAUGAAACAAAAUCCAAAGUAUCUGAGGGUAUAAAACAGGCAAGUUUUAUUGCAUUAACUACAGAUUCAUGGACUUCUAGAGCAACACAAAGUUAUAACACUGUGACAGCCCAUUUUAUUCAUGAUUGGGAAAUGAAGUCAUUUGUCCUUCAGACUACAGCUAUGGAUGAAUCACAUACAGCAGAAAACUUGUCAGAGUUCCUACUUCAGGUUGUUGCAGAUUGGAAUUUGCGGAGAAAUGGAGAGUUACCUGCACUGGUGACAGACAAUGCUAGAAAUAUAAUCAAUGCUGGUAAAAUUGCAGGUUUGCAUCCCCAUGUAGGGUGUUUUCGCACAUGUUAUCAACCUUGCUACUCAAAGGGGAUUAAAAGUUGCACAGAUGGAGAGAUUACUGAGUAGAGUAAGAAGAAUUGUGACCUUUUUUCACAAGAGUUCAACUGCAAUGGCAGUGCUGAAAAACAAGCAAACUCUCUUAGAAAUUCCAAAACACAAACUAAUAGGUGAUGUUUCCACUCGAUGGAAUUCAACAUAUGACAUGUUGAACCGUUACUUUGAACAGCGAAUAGCCAUAGAAGCUACAUUAAUGUCAAAGGAUGUAAAGAAAAAUGCCAAGGACAUUUACACACUCAAAGAAGAGGAUAUUGCUUCAAUUGAGAGAAUGAUACAGAUCCUAAAACCUUUAAAAACUGUCACAACCCUAUUGUGUGGGGAAAAAUCCCCAACAAUUUCUUUAAUACACCCCCUCAAGGAAAUGCUGAUGCAGCAGUUGCAGAUCUCUGGUGAUGACUCUCUUUGUUCAGCUGUUAAGACUGCCAUUCUCCAAGAUAUAAGACCAAGAUACACUGAUCCUGAGAUGCAGUUAUUUCUGAGAGAGAGUUCAUACUUGGACCCUAGGUUCAAAGCUAUGCCAUACAUCACUGAGGAAGAAAGAGAGGAGGUGUUCAAUUCCCUGGUAAAAAAGGUCCAACAACUGCACAGUACAGUCAAAGUGAAGAAAGAGAAAUCAGAUGACUGCUUAGAUAAGGGUGAUGAUCUCAGACUCCCAGUUCUUCCCACUCUUCCAGAUGAGGAUCAACCUGGUGAAGAUGACCCUGCAUCCUUAUCUGCAAGCUCUACAGAUCUGGAUGAGCCCCCACCUAAAACGCCAGUCUUAGAGUUGGAAGAUUCUGCAUCCUGUUCUGUUCCUCCCACAACACAGUCAGCCCUGGAUGAUCUCUUUGGAGAUGUUUUUGUUGUGAGGGUUGAACCUGCUAAGCCCUUUGAAGCUAGGAUAAAAAAUGAACUAGACUUUUAUAAAUCUGCAGAGUCCAUCCCCUUGAGUGCAGAUCCUCUUGAUUGGUGGAAGAAGAAUGAAUCCAACCUCCCCAUGUUAGGUCAACUGGCUCUCAAGUACCUCUGCAUUCCAGCCACAUCUGUUGCCAGUGAGAGGGUCUUCUCGACAGCUGGAGACCUAGUUUCGGCCCAGAGGGCUUGUCUGUCCAGUGAUCAAGUGGACCGGUUAAUAUUCUUAAAGAAAAACUUUGAGGUUGAUGAGAAUAACAAUUAGUUAAUUGUUAUAAAUAACUGUAUUGGCUAUUGAGUAUUGACUGAGUGCAUGUCCUGAAUGAUGUUGUU
Molecule: messenger RNA, 2248 nt
Organism: Saccostrea cuccullata (small rock oyster)
Lineage: Eukaryota; Metazoa; Mollusca; Bivalvia; Ostreida; Ostreidae
Product: E3 SUMO-protein ligase ZBED1-like
Exons: 3
Coding region: 1014-2180 (388 amino acids)
Biological process (GO): regulation of transcription by RNA polymerase II
Cellular component (GO): nucleus
Molecular function (GO): protein dimerization activity
Source: RefSeq, a predicted model, not a curated record